CUCUUCUCCUUCUCCUUUUUAUUCUGUAAAGUUGACCUUUUUGGCUAUAAAACUACUGUUUGUAUCUUUUUAUCAUUCUAUCCGAUUUCAUUUUCAUGUGGUGGGUGAGAUUUUGUUUCUACUUGUACUCUGAUGAACCUUAGAGCUCAUAGAAAGGAACGUUCCUCUGCCAUUUCUUUAAUUUCUUGUAUGUUAUGGAUCGCCACUAAAAGCUAAAAAUAGAUAUACCCUUUUGCCUGAUUACAUCAUAUAAUGCCUUGGUACAAUUUUGGAUCUUUCUCCUGCUUCACUCCCAUCUUUCAGGCUGCUUCAACUAAGAGGCUGGAGGUUACUGCAAAUACUGACCAGUCAUUUUCAUCUCUUGACCUUGCACUAAUACAAAAGAACGAAGAGUACAAGAUGAAGGAGGUUCAACUUGGUUCACAUACUGCAAGGUCCCAUGGAAUUGCCGUUGCAAGGACACACAUGCAUGAUUGGAUAAUUUUCAUUCUUCUUAUUGGGAUUGUAAUCAUCCUAAACGUUAUUCAUCCUUUUUAUCGGUAUGUUGGCAAGGAUAUGAUGACAGAUCUUAGGUAUCCAUUGAAAAGUAAUACAGUGCCUGUUUGGUCCAUUCCAUUAUAUACCAUUGUUUUGCCUAUGGUGAUUUUCCUCGUUAUAUAUUUUCGUAGGAGAGACGUAUAUGAUCUCCAUCACGCCAUACUAGGCCUCUUCUAUUCCAUUCUAGUGACAGCUGUCAUUACUGAAUCGAUAAAAAAUGCAGUUGGUCGGCCUAGACCUGAUUUCUUUUGGCGCUGUUUUCCCGAUGGAAAAGAUGUUUAUGAUCAAUUGGGAAAUGUUAUAUGUAAUGGUGAUAAAAAUGUCAUAAAGGAAGGGCACAAGAGUUUUCCAAGCGGGCAUACUUCCUGGUCCUUUGCUGGUUUGGGUUUUCUGUCACUCUACUUAUCAGGAAAAAUACAAGUAUUUGAUCGCAGAGGCCAUGUUGCAAAACUGUGCAUCGUCUUUCUUCCUUUAUUAGCUGCUUCUCUUGUUGGAAUUUCUCGAGUUGAUGACUAUUGGCAUCAUUGGCAGGAUGUCUUUGCUGGCGGUCUCAUAGGGCUUGUAGUUGCUACUUUUUGCUAUUUGCAGUUCUUCCCCCCACCAUAUCAUCCUCAAGGUUGGGGUCCUUAUGCUUAUUUUCGAGUACUGGAGGAGUUACAUGGAAGCGCACAAGCAUCCGGUGCUAUUAACCUGAUAAAUUCAGAGACAGCGGAGGCUCGAGUUGAGAAUGAAGAUGAAAGUAAUGGAUUUUUGGGGCUACAUUUGGCCGAUGCCUCUAAUUUGCCAACAGAAACGGUAGACAUAGAACACGGACCCAGGUAACUUUCAGCAGUCAUGUAAAACUUAAAGAUGUUUAUAAUAUUGCUUUAGACUCCUGUCAUUGACCUGAACAAGAGUGAGAAGAAGGUAAAUAUGUAUAUGAUAGCCUGCCAUUGUUUUCAGUUUGAUCUAAUCUUAUCCAAAAGUUGUUAUCGUUA
Molecule: messenger RNA, 1514 nt
Organism: Mercurialis annua (annual mercury)
Lineage: Eukaryota; Viridiplantae; Streptophyta; Magnoliopsida; Malpighiales; Euphorbiaceae
Product: putative lipid phosphate phosphatase 3, chloroplastic
Exons: 9
Coding region: 253-1359 (368 amino acids)
Biological process (GO): phospholipid metabolic process
Molecular function (GO): phosphatidate phosphatase activity
Source: RefSeq, a predicted model, not a curated record